Messenger RNA from Galleria mellonella (greater wax moth), 2520 nucleotides. Its product is annotated as oxidative stress-induced growth inhibitor 1-like. Bases 596 to 2431 code for a protein of 611 amino acids. The transcript has 10 exons. Lineage: Eukaryota; Metazoa; Arthropoda; Insecta; Lepidoptera; Pyralidae. The record is from RefSeq and is a predicted model, not a curated record.
GAGAACGCCAAGCGCUAUCGGAAGUCGAAUGUCAUUUUAGUAUGUCUGUGUACUCCGUUGAGAUUGCACGCGUCCACGCUCUAGAAAAUUAUCGUGAAGUUUUUCGAAUUUCGAACAGUUUGUUUUUUUUUCUUUUCUUGUGCCAUUGGAAUUUCUCAGAUUACACUUAUCUCCGUAGCAUCAACACAACGAAGAAUUGGCGUCAACCGCCAUAUUGGAAUCAAACAAAGACAAGUCCGCAAGACUUUAAAUUGCAUGUGAUAUUUAACUUAUUUAUUAUAGAUUUAAGGUUUGCAUUUAUUGACAAUAUAUAAAGUCAAUUAAAAUACCCACCCACUGUCUUCGACGUUAAUAAAGUCGACAAAAGUAUAUAACCAUAAACUAACUCAGCAAUAAAAAGGCGAUAAACGACCAUAGAUUAUAAAUUAAAUACAUACUUUCUUUGACUUUAAAAAAGUUGAUAAAAGUAUAAACCAUAGACUAACUCAGCUGUAAAACGGCGGAAAUCGACAACAGAUUAUAAAUUACUCAAAGUAAGGCGUAAUCAUUGGUUAAAGAGAAUAUAAAAAAUAAGCUGGACCGAGACGAAAGUUGCAUGAAAAAUACAAUGAGAGACAACAUGAAUCCUUGCCAACAUACAUUGUCAAAUGAUAUGGUCUACAAAGAAGUUGUUAUCAUCGGCAAUGGACCCAGUGGUAUGGUGACGUCAUACAUGCUGGCAGGGAACGUGCCAUACCUCAAGAACAUUCCAGAAGAUCUACCGAUAGACGAGAUGCUCAGAGCCAGAUUAUCAAACUUACCAGCGGGACAGAGCCUGUACGAAGCAGAUCUCCUGGAGCUGGCCGAGGGUUUGGAGGGACGCAGCCAGAAUCCGAUUCCGCUGCUGAUGGACAAUCUGCUAAGGCCAUGCGCAGAUAUGGGUGUUAACGCAGACGCGCUAAUCGAGUGGAAAUACGACGUAGCAAAACAGAUAGAUCAUAUAGUGCUGGGUCGUGGGCCGCCGGGCGGCGCGUGGCAAUCGUUCCCGGCGCGAGUACGCACGCUGUCGCCAGCCGCCUGGCUCUGCCUACCGCCGCACCGCGCCACGCCCUCUGCUGGCGGCGACGCUACCGCCCGGGUGCCCGCUCGUGCCGUCGCUGAUUAUUGCACGCGGUACGUGCACGCCUGCAAUCUCACGCGGUACUUUCGUAGCGGCGUUGUGGUGACGAGCGUACGAGCAUGGCCGCGGACUGGCACGCCCUGCUCGUCCGCCUGUCCACUCGCCGCCAACUUCUGCGUGUCGGGGUACGAGGCGGGGUCGGGGCGCGCGUUGCGGCUGUGCUGCGCGCGCGUGGUGCUGGCGAGCGGCGCGGGCCGCGCGGGCUCGCUGCCGCACGUGGCGCGCCACGCGCUGCACGCGCCCGCCGCGCUGCAGCGCGCGCUGCGCCGCCGCCGCCGCCGCCGCCGCCGCCGCCGCCGCCCCGCCGCAGACACGACCACGCCGCCAGUGUUGAUCGUUGGGUCCGGAGUGAGCGCGGCUGAUGCUGUGUGGCUCACGCUGCGAGCGAAUCUUCACGCCCUGCAUCUGCACCGGACCCCGGCAGAGGCGCUGGCGAGACUGUCCCCGCAAACUUACCCUGAUUAUUGCCAGGUAUACAAGAUGAUGUGUGACGGGACGUCAGGCAAUUACCCCAACUACACAUCGUACCCCGAGCAUGUCAUCGUCGACGUUACCCCCGAGUCGACAGACUCGCCAGAAUCAGACCCAGACGCUGAGUGCACCAGGCCGAAGCGAGUCAAACUUCUCAACCUAGUCACAAACGAAGUCCAGGAAGUCACCGUAUCCCUCAUUGUAGUGUUAAUCGGCUCAAAACCAGACCUGUUCUUCUUGCAAACAAACUUCACACUGGACUGCAUCGAAGACUGCAUCAAAUGCACAGAGAAAAGGGACGAGAUAAGAAAAAAAGAUGACAGAAGGCAAAGCUUUCUCAAGAAUCACUGGUACUACCUAAAAUCCGUUCUAGGCCAAAGCAUUCAAAUUUGUAAAUCUAGAUUUAGCUACACAGAAAUAAAUGGCAACACCGAUACAAAAUGCAUGAUGCCAGAUUGCAACAAACGUACCGAGAAAUGCACAUGCGAUAGUAAAUCUAACAUGAAUGAGGAAUGCGAAUACGAGGGUAGUUAUAAGAAUUUUCUAGAAGCUAAAUUCACUUGUCAAUGCGAUAAUAAUCCUUAUUCAAACGGUAUAGGGUUCGGAGUGGAUCCAAAGAAGCCGGUCGACGGUAGAACAAACCCAGUGGCCAUAGACAAAAGCACACACGAACUGUUAUACGCACCAAAAGGUAUAUACGCGUUGGGACCUCUCACGGGGGACAAUUUCGUCCGGUUCAUCCCGGGCGGGGCGCUAGCUAUAGUGGCGCAUAUACACAAACAGAAAUCAGAAGCCCAAUGACUUGCCAUAACCAAUAUUAUGUGAUUCAAAUACUUAAUUUUGUUUUUUUUUUUUUUAAUUUUUACAAUAAAUUAUUUUUUUAUACUCAA